Messenger RNA from Cornus florida, 1263 nucleotides. RefSeq names its product aspartic proteinase CDR1-like. The transcript has a single exon. Bases 1 to 1263 code for a protein of 420 amino acids. Gene Ontology annotation, cellular component: extracellular region. NCBI's taxonomy places the organism in Eukaryota, Viridiplantae, Streptophyta, Magnoliopsida, Cornales, Cornaceae. The record is from RefSeq and is a predicted model, not a curated record.
AUGAAGACCUUCCUAGCCUUUCUUAUGGUUGUCUCAACCAUACUGCUUGCAGUGGCCAAACCGGCCACUAAAUUGAUCAUCCACCGUGAUGAUUCACUUCUCUCCAACCUUAGUGCCGCAGAUAUAGAGCACUCAAUGGCUAGAUUUGCAUAUUUAUAUGCAAAACUAGCUGGAGUGGUUGGGGAAGUCGUUCCCCAAAACACAUUAUUUUUCGUAAACGUUUCGAUAGGUGAGCCACUUGUUCCACAACUGCUGGCACUGGACACGAGCACGGGCUUAUUAUGGGUUCAAUGUGUCCCGUGCAUCAAUUGUGCAACCCAUUCGAGUCCCACAUUCAACCCUUCCAUGUCAGCCACAUACACGAGCCUUCCAUGCAAGUCGUUGUACUGCCGUCAGCUUCCAAUCAUCAAUGGAUGCGACUUCGAAGAGCAUUGCAGGUAUGCCAUUCCAGGAGAUGACAACACGAUGACGGAAGGACACCUCGCAACUGAAAAGUUCACAUUCAUCACUUCGGAUGAAGGCAUAAGUGAUGUCUCCAAUGUUGUGUUUGGUUGUGGACACCAAAACAGGGCGGACUUGGGCAAAAGGAAUGGGGUUCUGGGACUUGGACCUGACCAUGAAUCUAAUAUAUCUCUGCCUUACCAAUUGGGUUCUAAAACAUUUUCUUAUUGCAUCGGCGAUAUCAAUGAUCCUCACUAUGAUUACAACCGAUUAAUUAUUGGGGACCGGGCGAAAAUUGAAGGCGAUUCGACUCCCAUGGAAAUCCACAAAGGGCUAUAUCAUCUCUCCUUAGAAGGUAUAAGUGUGGGCGAAAAACGACUCAACAUCAGACCAGGGAUAUUUGAACGAGAUUCAAUGGGCAAUGGUGGUGUGGUCAUUGACUCCAGCUCCACCGUGACCUAUUUAGUAAGGGGUGGGUUUGAACCCCUCAGUGCUGAGGUACAAAGUCUAAUGGAUGGACUAUUGAACAGGGUGAGCAAUCCUAAAAGAGAUGACCAUCUUUGCUACAAUGGAGACAUCACCCGCGACCUCACCGGAUUUCCGGUGGUGACGUUCCAUUUUGCCCGAGGGGCAGAAAUGGCGUUGGACGUCAACAGCCUUUUUCGACAACAUUCCCCAAAUGUAUUCUGCAUGGAAGUGCUGGUCUCUCAUCAGAUGAGCCUACUAGGAAUUAUGGCUCAACAGUCCUAUAAUGUUGGCUAUGACCUAAAUGGUAUGAAUAUAUACUUCCAAAGGAUAGAUUGUGAGCUUGUGGACGAAUGA